Molecule: messenger RNA, 4616 nt
Organism: Artibeus jamaicensis (Jamaican fruit-eating bat)
Lineage: Eukaryota; Metazoa; Chordata; Mammalia; Chiroptera; Phyllostomidae
Gene: STAMBPL1
Product: STAM binding protein like 1
Exons: 12
Coding region: 271-1548 (425 amino acids)
Biological process (GO): protein K63-linked deubiquitination
Cellular component (GO): membrane; endosome
Molecular function (GO): K63-linked deubiquitinase activity; metal-dependent deubiquitinase activity; protein binding
Source: RefSeq, a predicted model, not a curated record
UCUGGUUCCAACUUGGGGAUGGUGUCGUCAUUGAAAGAGACCACCGCACUGUCUUUGGAGAUGAAGUGACUGGGAAGAAAUAGUGACCACCUUCCCUCUAUACACAGAACACCAUGGAUCAGCCAUUUACUGUGAAUUCCCUGAACCUCACAUGCAAACGAAACAAGGAUUGAUGAAGAUUUUAGGCCAUUGCCCAGAUCAUCUCUGAAAUCAGUUUUAAAUUUGGGAAGGAUAGGAGUAUUCAGGAAAGGAAAGAAAAAGUUAGCUGCCAUGCCUGACCACACGGAUGUCUCCCUCAGCCCGGAGGAGCGAGUCCGGGCCCUAAGCAAGCUGGGAUGCAAUAUCUCCAUCAACGAGGAUAUCACUCCACGCCGCUACUUCAGAUCCGGAGUAGAAAUGGAGAGGAUGGCAUCUGUGUAUCUCGAGGAAGGAAACUUGGAAAAUGCCUAUGUUCUUUAUAAUAAGUUUAUAACCUUGUUUGUAGAAAAGCUUCCCAGCCAUCGAGAUUACCAGCAAUGUGCGGUACCCGAAAAGCAGGACAUUAUGAAGAAACUGAAGGAGAUUGCAUUUCCAAGGACAGAUGAAUUGAAAAAGGACCUUUUAAAGAAAUAUAACGUAGAAUACCAAGAACAUAUGCAAGGCAAAGCCUGCCUGGGUCUGUCAAAACGAAAAGCCGAGUUUCUCAAGAACUGGGAACAUCAGCGGUUGAUCGAGGCAGAAAGGAAGCGGAUCGCUCAGAUGCGCCAGCAGCAGCUAGAAACGGAGCAGUUUCUGUUUUUUGAAGAUCAGCUGAAAAAGCAAGAAUUAGCCCGAGGUCAGAUGCGAAGCCAGGAGACCCCAGUGCCCUCGGAGAUCGAUGGCAGUGCUUUGUCCUGCUUCUCCACACACCAGAACAGUUCCGUGCCGAGUGUAUGUGCUGAUCAACCUAAUAAAAGUGACGGAACCAAUUGUACCAGCCACUCUCCUCCGGUCAACAGGGCCUUAAAGCCAGCUGCUGCUCUAAGUGCUGUUCAGAAUUUAGUGGUUGAAGGACUGCGAUGUGUAGUUUUACCGAGAGAUCUUUGCCACAAAUUUCUGCAGCUGGCAGAGUCUAAUACAGUGAGAGGAAUAGAAACCUGUGGGAUGCUCUGUGGAAAACUGACGCAUAACGAGUUUACCAUUACCCACGUGAUUGUGCCGAAGCAGUCUGCGGGACCGGACUACUGCGACAUGGAGAAUGUGGAGGAGUUGUUCCGGGUUCAGGAUCAGCACGACCUCCUCACUCUGGGGUGGAUCCAUACACAUCCCACCCAAACUGCUUUCUUAUCCAGUGUGGAUCUGCACACUCACUGUUCCUAUCAGCUCAUGUUGCCAGAGGCGAUUGCCAUUGUGUGUUCACCAAAGCAUAAAGACACAGGCAUCUUCAGGCUCACCAGUGCCGGCAUGCUGGAGGUCUCUGCUUGUAAAAAGAAGGGAUUUCAUCCACACACCAAGGAACCAAGGCUAUUCAGUAUAUGCAAACAUGUGUUGGUAAAAGAUGUAAAAAUAAUUGUGCUGGAUCUGAGGUGAUAUGUUCUGAAGAUUAACACCAUCAAGGCCAGACACCUGCCCGUGGAUGUUGGUUGCUGGAUUUUCUUAAGCUGUUUCCAGAAAUGACUGAUAUUUUAUAUUUAUACAUUUUAGAUCCGAAAGUUUGAUAUUUAUUGCUUUUGCACAUUUUGAAGUUUUCUUUUUGGGUUGCUCUGUCUCAAAAGUGGUCACAAUGAGGUUAAAUCAAUACCUGUUCAUGUACCCCAAAACUAUGACCAGAUAAUAAACUGUGCCGCAAAUAAUCAUAUGACCAGUAUUUAUAAAGGUCUCCGCAUACAUUUUCAGAGCUUUAGAUGUUUUGCUCUAUUUUUCCCUUAUUCCUACAAAAUGUGAUUCCAAGCAAGAAACUCUGAGUACCCGGUGGUCUCCAAGACAGGCCCUCUGUUUUCACAGCCUUCUCCUGUGGUGGAGGGCGAGCCGUUUCCACACGUGGGAGGAACCCUGGCUGCGUGGCUGCGCGCAGCAGAGCCCAUCCUGCGUUUCCAGUGUCAUUGAGUCCCAGGCCCAGGUGUGUCUGCAGUGGAUCUCCGUGUAAGGCACCAGAACAGGCAGCUUCUACGCAGGGGUCUGAUGUCAGAGGACUUGGGGGUCCCAGCAGUUCAUUACCUUGAUCUGGAGGACUCGAGCUGCUUAAGAGAGGAAGAAAGAAAGACUCAAAUAAAAACGGAAAGCCUCACUGUGAAGGUCAGACAGGGGUGAUGGGGAGAAGAAAUGAGGCAUAGGAAGUUACUGGUAAUUCUCAGCCAAAAAGAACAUCGUUUGGAAAGGACACAUAAUUUAAAGUCUCUCCGUAUAAAUCAGUGCACAGGGACUGGGAAGAAACAUAUAUGUUUAAAUUGAAAAGGGCAGCAAAAAUACAAUGCUGUGGUAUUGCUAAGGCUUGGUGUGGGAUUUGUGGCUGGUGCCUAGAUAAUAAAAGCACUUACCUGGAUCAAAAGAUAUGGAUUCCAUAGAAGGCAUGGGAGACUUAUGCACAAUUUUGGCAAGUAGAAUGGGUAGGAAAAACCUGAGGGUGGAAACAUUGUGGAGAAAAUUCAGCUGCAAAUGUAAGGAGGGAAGGAUGGAGGUAAUGACGAUGGAGCAGAGUCUGGUUGUUGAGGUGGAGGCCUGAGCAUCUACGCAGACUGACAGUGAGGCACCUGAGACAGCGCUGGGGUUCAGACUGUCCACCAUCAACAGAACGUCAUGUCCCACUAAGGGGGAUCAUGGUAGACCCUGGCCUUGCCUAACUGAUUGUUUAGUUUCUCUGAAGAGUAUUUAAAUGUUAGCCAAUAAGGAAAGACAAAUGGAUGUUGAAUUGACGGAAACAUCAGAGAAAAGUAUUCACUUCUCUGAGAAGUGUCUGUAACGGAAUUGUUUGGGGAAUAUGACAUUUCCAAUGACCCUAUGAGGGGUACUUUACUAGGGACUAAUGACUGAAACACGUGGGAAAGUCCCUGAGAAAUCACAUGUAUGCUCUGGCCCCCUGACACUCCCAGUGAGGUGAGCACAGGAAGGCAGUAGAGAAACGAGCCCGGUGACCCAGCAAACUCACUGCUCCGCCGGGAUUUCAAAGGAGGCAGUGUCAGAGCUGGAACGCAGACUCUGAGCCCAAGAGCAAGUCUGAAAGAGAGAUAAAAAUUGGCAACUGAAAAAACAAUGCAAGAUGGACAGAAAUAAAUGGUCAAAUGACAAAACAAACAAUUUAGUAAUAAGUGUGAUGUCCUUUAUUCAAGAAACAACCAAUCUGUGGAUCAGGGGAGAGUAUAGGACCUCAAAGUGGCGGAAUUCUUGUCCUGCAGAUGUCUGGGCAAGAGUGAGUUUAUAAUGUUAGAAGAGGCAACACAAAAAUGCCAUGGUUGACUGGGAGGCUGGGAAUUUCCUCGGAAGGCUCACCAGUGCUACUUUCUAGGUAAGGUGAGCAAGCUCCAGCCGAGUUGGAAGACCAUGAUUGGUGGAAUGUAGGUGUCCUUGACAGGUGCUUCCUGUAAGUGCAAGCUGAUACAGGUUUAGGGGUGCGAUGUGGCCUCGGUUUUGUGGGUCCUGACAAUGAAUUCACCUGAUCAGAAUUAACAGCUUCUCUGGGAACAGUCGAUGCCACACAUUCACAUUUGACUAAUAGGUAGGUGUGUGACUACGUAGGCCAGGAAAAGAGUGCAGACCUGCAGAAGAAACAGGACGGCAGAGUCUCGUGUCCCGCAGCCCGAGCACCUGGGUCCAGGCUCCAGCUCUGCCCAGCACGACAGCACCUGGGGACGGUGUGGAAACCAGAGUACUAGGGGCCGAUCGGCGGGGCACUUUCUGGGACGUGGGCCAACCAUGUGGCCCGCCUUGCCUGGUUUUAAGGGUCAAGCUUACUGGGUAUUCGCUCUGUUUCCUGUUGCCGUUUUGCUCCAGCCGGUAUACAAGCUUAACCCCCUGUGAUACUGUGAUUUAUUAGAAAAAAUGUAUUUGGUCCAAAAGAUGACAAAGUAUAUUUUUCAUAUAGAAUUUGUCUUCUUCCAUUGUUCCUGGCUCACAGCUUCCCAAAUCCUUGGAAUAUCCUGAGCUCUGUGAGCAAUGGGAACAUCUUUGGUCAUAAUAUUUAGUCUCCUGUCCUCAGUUCUUGAAGGUAUUUCAGAGCCAUAAAGGUGAAAUUUCAGAGCCAUAAAGGUGAACUGGAGCAUUGUUAUUCAAGACAAGCCCCUUCCCACCGCAACUAGGUUUAUGUUAAUAAGGUGACUUGGAAAUCACGUAAGGAAUGUAAGGAAUGGGUCCAUUGCUGGAGGAACCAACCACGUGAUUAGAGGAUAGGAAUGAAAAGUUCCCAGGAGGGGAGAGGAGCUGGAGGUUAGAUCGCCAAUGGCCAGUGAUUUAAUUCAUCAUACCUAUGUACUGAAACCUCCGUGAAAACCUCAACAGAGAGGGUUCAGAGAGCUCCUGGGUUGGCGAACCAGAUGUUUCCACUUGCCACCGGGCCCCGGACUCCACAGGGCUGGGGACCUUGCACUGUGUAUCUCUUUGUCUGUCAGUGGAUUUGUAUCCUUUAAUAUCUUUUGCAAUAAACUGGUAAUAUAGUGAGUAAACCA